CAUUCUUCUUCUUCUUUUUUUUUUAAGAUUUAUGUAUAUGCAUACACUGUAGCUGUCUUCAGACACACCAGAAAAGGGCAUAAGAUCCCAUUAUAGAUGGUUGUGAGCCAUCAUGUGGUUGCUGGGAAUUGAACUCAGGACCUCUGGAAGAGCAGUCAGUGCUCUUAACUGCUGUGCCAUCUCUCCAGCCCGUCUGUCUUUGUUUUGUUUUGGUUUUUUUGGUUGUGUGCCAAGAUGCAUGUGGAGGUCAGAGGGCUUCGGGGUCUCUAACUUGGGUCCUCAGGCUUGGCAGCCGGCACCUUUACCAGCUGGGUCAAACAGCCAGCCUCCCCUGAAGAACCCUUUAACAGUUUAAUGAGACGUCAGGGUUUCAUGCUGAAUAAAGGGAGACUGAGCUGGCCAUGGUGAUGCUGGCUUGCAAUUACACUUGGGAGGAUGAGAUCUUGUCUUAAAGGAACAGAAGAAUGAGGCCCACGAGGACCGAGUCUUCCUAGGUCUUUGUUUAGGGUUUUGAUUAGAACAGUGAGGCUGUUAGGACUCCUGAGGGCUGGAGCAGGGGGGGCUGAGGAGAUUUGAACCAGGCUUUUCUCCUCAGUGCUGUUGUUGAGGGGUGCUCACACACAGGUUAAUGGGGGAGCCCUGGGGUACCUACAAUUCCUUAUCUUCUGGUGGAGUCUUUAAAUCCAGGCUGUGUUCUAGCGGAAAGCUGGCCAUGCCCGUCUUUGCUCCUUGUCCCUCAUGGCCAUUGCUACACGGACAGAAUGACCCAGAUCAUGUUUACACACAACACACAUUCUUUGUGAUCUUAUCUACUCUUGUUCACCCAGGACUGCACAAUUUCCAUGGUGAGACCCCUUUUUUCUUUUGAGACCUUUUUUCUUUCUAAUGUAGUCUAGACUGGCCUCGGAACUCUCUAUGUAGCAGAGGACGACCUUGAACUAAUCUUCCUGCCCGGACUCCUCAAGUGCUGGGAUUAGAAGCCUGCACAACCCCUCUGAUUCUGUGGUGCUCACACAGAACCAAGGGCUCCCUGCAAGCCGGUUAAGCACUCAGCCACCCGGUUUCCAGCCUGCCCUGCCGCGAGGUGGUUCUGUUUGUGUGGUUAGAAGAUAACUUAGAGUCCUAAUGUUUUGGCUAUUACAGCUCAGGUCAUGUCAGAUUUGGGCAGCAAAGUCUGCUUCAUUCUGCUGAGCCACCUCACUGCACGCUCUCUGCUUUGCCUGUUAUUUGAGUCAGGAUUUCUCUGGGUAACCCUUUCUGGCUAUCCUGGAAAACAAUCAAGACCAGGCUGGCCUUGAACUCUGAGCUCUCCCCCACCCCCUGCCUCCUUAGUGAUUACAAGGUGUGUGCCACUAUGUUGCUCUUCUCUGCUACUUUGUGGGUUCUUCCUUUAACCUCUCUCCAUCCUUUCUAUUCCAGCUUUUCAACCCCUUACCACUAGACAGGAGAGAGAAAAGGGAAAAGAUCCCUGAAUAAAGUUAGGGGUCAUAAAGGGAUUAGCAUAGCAUCUGUAGAGUACUUCCUGCUAAUUAGGCACCUCAAGUUCCUUGGGACAAGUUUGAUCUUUGCUAUCUGGACAUCUCUUUAUUUGUUGUUUUUGUUUUUUGUUCUUUGUUUUUGUUUGUUUUGAGACAGGGUUUCUCGGUUUAGCCCUGACUGUCCUGGAACUCACUCUGUAGACCGACCAGGCUGGCCUCGAACUCAGAAAUCCGCCUGCCUUUGCCUCCCAAGUGCUAGGAUUAAAGGUAUGUGCCACCACGCCUGGCUAGGACAUCUGCUUUCUUGUUGCUCUUUGAAUAUGACUACUUAACAAACUGUACCCAACAGCCCACUCUGCCUCUUGGGGUCGUAGCACUUACAGACCCUCUGAAAAGUCAUCAGAAUUCCAAACAGCACACAAUCACAUAAACUAGCUGCAGAUGGCAAAACCGUGCCUCUGCUAGAGCAGGAAUCGAAUCAUAGCUGCUGUGAACAGUCUGAAGCAGCCCCUUAUCCCACACCUGGGUUUAAAACAAAACAUAGUAUUAGUGUUAAAAAAAAAAAAUCUUGGGCUGGAGAGAUGGCUCAGCGGUUAAGAGCACUGCCUGCUCUUCUGAAGGUUCUGAGUUCAAAUCCCAGCAACCACAUGGUGGCUUACAACCAUCCCUAAUGAGAUCUGAUGCCCUCUUCUGGUGUAUCUGAAAACAGCUACAGUGUGCCUACAUAUAAUAAAUUUAAAAAAAAAAUCCCAAAAUUGUAACUACACCAUUACACCUGAUUUUCUCUUGCUUUCUUUUAAUUAUUUUAAAUGUUUCCUUUAUGUUUAUGGGUGUUUUGCCUGAAUGUAUGUCUGUAUGUGCUUGGUGCCUGUAGAGGCCCAAAGAGGGCAUCUGAUCCCUUGGCACUGGAAUCAUACAUAUUUGUGAAGCUGCCACUGGGUACUUGGAAUACAACUUGGAUCCUCUGGAAGAGCAGUGUUCUUAAUUGCUGAGCCGUCUUUGCAGCACCUCCCAUUUUUGAGACAGUCUGUCAAAUGUUUAGCCCUGCCUGUCCACAAACUUGCAAGGAUUAUAAAAUCUGUAGUAGGUCUGGAAGGUGGUGGUACAUGCUUUUAAUUCUAGCACUUGGGCAGGGGCAGGUGGCUGUGAGUUCAAGGCCAGCCUGGUCUACAGAGCAAGUUCUAGCCAGAACUACACAGACAAACUCUGUCAUGAAAAACAAAAGAAACUGCUUGCCCUUGACAGUUGUGAAGUCCUGGCUUUGUUCUUCACCCUUUAUCUCUGUCGCCCUGCAAAACCCUUUGGGCUCAGCUUCAAAAUCAGUUGUUGCCACUGCUGCCAUCAACUUCAUUUGCAGCCAACCUGCUCCACUAGUGGGCUUUGGGCUCUGCCUGGAUUCCUUACUGUUGUUGCUAUGGAGACUUUUAUGUAGACCAGGCUGGCUUCAAUCUCAUGAAGUUGGUGUGACCCUUUUCCCUUACCUUUUUUUUUUUUUUUUUUUUUGGUUGGUUGGUUUUUCGAGACAGGGUUUCUCUGUGUAGCCCUGGCUGUCCUGGAACUCACUCUGUAGACCAGGCUGGCUUCAAACUCAGAAAUCCGCCUGUCUCUGCCUCCCGAGUGCUGGGAUUAAAGGCGUGUGCCAUCACGCCCGGCUUCCCGUACCUUUUAAUUAAUGCCUAGUGUCACUACUCAAUCUCUAUUAUUAUUGUUUAUUAAUUAUGAGACAAGGCUGUCGUAUUAAGUCAGUUGCCCAAUCAGGUUUUGAGCUCACUUUGAAGUGCAAGCAGACUCUGAAUUAUGUGCACAUGUGACACAGGACUUGUGUGGGGCUCAGGGAGCACUUUGUAAGGGUCUCUUUGCUCCUCCCACCAUAGGGUUUAGGGAAAUUGAACCCAGGUUGUCAGGCUUGGUGGCAGACAAGGACCAGGUGACCUCUCUUGCUGCUCACCUUCCAGUUUAGCUUUUUAAAUCAAUUAUAAAACACGAGAUUUUUAAAAAGCCAGCCUACUGCCAGGACAUUUGCUCCAGGUGACAGGCAUCAUAGCUUGGGUGUGCUGUCAGGGGCCUGAUAUAAUUUGGUUAAAGUAGUGUAUGAAUCAGCAAGGAAGAACAAAGUAUAGUCCAAAUAGGUUUUCUAGUUUAAAAGAAGGCAGGAGGGAACUUCUCGCAUGCAAGAGGCUAUAAAUUCAAACCUCAGCACCCUAUAUAUAGUUUAACAGCCACGUGUAGUAGUGCACACCCAAUUAAAGGUGAAGACAGAAGGCUUAGGAGUUCGAGGUCAGCCUGGGUGCAUAAGCUAACACUGCGUAAACACAACGCCACUUACAUCGAGCGCAGAUAAUCUAAGGCUGGAUAGUAUCACAGGUUAAAAACAAACGGAAGCAAGAAAUGCCACUGCACAGUCCUUUCAGAUCAAGAACGUGAUCUGGGUAAGGCAACUGCUAGAAGGCCCAAGCAACAGUGGGCAGACCCUGGACAAAUGGGCCAGCAGCUAUGCUGGUCACGCCCAGGCUGCGAGAGACCCGCUGGAAGUUGUAGUCUUUUAGCCACCUUGCCACGUCACCGCCUCCAAGAGGCAAGAACGCCUGGUUCCUACAUCUACCCCUCAGUCUGGUGGUAGGUUCCGUCGCGCCACCCAUUAUCCUGUCUACCGCCUUCUGUCCCUCCAGCAGUGAGGACUUGGUAUUGUCUCACCAGCUCGAACUCUUGUAGCACAGUUUCUCUCUUGUCAUUUCCAAGUCUGAAACCCUCCCUCCCUGACCUUCUUGGUUUGCUCCAGCCACACCCCCUUACAGUCCUCCAUCCCUGUUUGUCAGCGCUGGCUCCCCAGCUCCAUAGUCUGUUGGUUAGCGCCGGCUCCUCCUCUCCCCGGCGUUGGUCCCGGCUCUCCCUCUUCUUCCACGUUGGUAGGCGCCAGCCCACCCCCCCCGCAUCUCCCCCCAGCUUCGCGUUGGUUGGCGCCGGGCUCCCCUGUUCGCUGCAGUGGUUCGGCCGCGGCGACCCCUCAGCGGCGCGUCCCCCGCCGCGGUCCCGCUCCGCUUCUCCCCGAAGCCGCGCGCCCGCGCCUGUCGGUCGGCGGACCCGCAGCCCCCCGUGAGGCCCACGGCCUCCCACCCGCCAUGGUCCGCCCGCGCCGUGCCCCGCACCGCUCCGGCGCCGGGGGCCCCCUCGGAGGUCGUGGCCGGCCACCGCGGCCCCUGGUCGUCCGCGCCGUGCGCUCACGUUCCUGGCCUGGCGGUCCUCGAGGCCCGCAGCCACCGCGGAUCCGGGCUCGUUCGGCCCCUCCCAUGGAGGGUGCUCGAGUCUUUGGAGCCCUGGGGCCUAUCGGGCCCUCUUCACCUGGGCUGACUCUUGGGGGCCUCGCAGUGAACGAGCACCGGCUCAGCAACAAACUGCUGGCCUGGAGUGGCGUGCUGGAGUGGCAGGAGCCCAGGCCUGAGCCCAACAGCCGGUCCAAGAGGUGGCUGCCAUCCCACGUCUAUGUGAACCAAGGGGAGAUCCUGAGAACAGACCAGUGGCCUCGGAGGCUCUUCAUGCAGCUCAUUCCGCAGCAGUUGCUGACCACCCUCGUGCCACUGUUCCGGAAUUCACGCCUGGUACAGUUCCACUUCACUAAGGACAUGGAGACUCUGAAGAGCCUUUGCCGGAUCAUGGACAAUGGCUUCGCGGGCUGCGUGCACUUCUCCUACAAGGCAUCGUGUGAGGUGCGUGUGCUCAUGCUCCUGUACUCCUCGGAGAAGAAGAUCUUCAUCGGCCUCAUCCCGCACGACCAGAGCAACUUUGUCAACGGCAUCCGUCGCGUCAUCGCCAACCAGCAGCAGGUCCUGCAGCGAAGCCUGGAGCAGGAGCAGCAGCAGCGAGGGAUGGGUGGCUAGAGGAUGCCUGGGCUGGGCGGGCCACAGUCCCAGACGAGGCCCCAGUGGAGACUGGUGAGCAGCACUGUGUCCGUGGGAAGCAGCAGGGUGGCCCUGGCCUGAGAGAGACCUGCUGCAUGCGUCACUGCCUCCUGCUACCAAUAUCCCUGGGGAGGAAUGGGUGCCAGGGCCACAGCUUAAUACUGGGGAGUAGGGUGCAGUUUCACUAGUAGAAGCCACCCCUCCUCCUGCCUCCCAGGUCAGCUGCUUCUGAGCAGGGGCUCCUGGCGACUGUACCUGCCCAGCAACCUGGAGGACAGCGUCCUGAGGUCUCCCAAGGAUGGUCCUUGCCCCUGUAUGUUUCCCUAAUAAAGCCUUUUAACCCAC
Mus musculus (house mouse) is the source of this 5719-nucleotide messenger RNA. RefSeq names its product prostate tumor over expressed gene 1 (gene Ptov1). The transcript is spliced from 7 exons. Bases 4598 to 5353 code for a protein of 251 amino acids. Gene Ontology annotation, cellular component: plasma membrane; nucleoplasm; nucleus. Lineage: Eukaryota; Metazoa; Chordata; Mammalia; Rodentia; Muridae. The record is from RefSeq and is a predicted model, not a curated record.